Messenger RNA from Lucilia sericata (common green bottle fly), 1045 nucleotides. It is a transcript of the gene NC2beta, whose product is annotated as protein Dr1. Lineage: Eukaryota; Metazoa; Arthropoda; Insecta; Diptera; Calliphoridae. Gene Ontology annotation, biological process: RNA polymerase II preinitiation complex assembly; negative regulation of transcription by RNA polymerase II; positive regulation of transcription by RNA polymerase II. Gene Ontology annotation, molecular function: general transcription initiation factor activity; TBP-class protein binding; protein heterodimerization activity. The coding region runs from base 354 to 890 and encodes 178 amino acids. Gene Ontology annotation, cellular component: negative cofactor 2 complex. The record is from RefSeq and is a predicted model, not a curated record. The transcript has 2 exons.
UACAUUUGUUAAGAAAAAUUUAUAAAUAUUUCUAAACCUCCACAUUAUAAUGAUGCAAAACAUUGUGCAAAAACAAUAAUAUAUUUAAUUUACCUUAAUUUUUCCGAGAUAUUGCAAAAAUUGUGGCAGCAAUCGAUUAUUUCUUGUUGGCAACUACUUUUUUUAUGAUGACAGUUGGACUAGCGCCGUUUUUACACCGUUAAUUGACAUAUUUACAUAUGGAUAUAUGUUUAAAUAUGUGUGUAUAUGUCAUUUAGGGUUUGUUUGUGUUUUUGUGGCUAUUUUUAUUUAUCUCCACCAAUUUGUAACUUACAAAUUUUGGCAAUACAUUUUAUACAUAUUUUUCUCAAAUAAUGAGUAAUCCACAAGACGAGCUGUGUCCUCCACCUACUGAAGAUGAUGAAUUAACAUUACCACGCGCAAGCAUCAAUAAAAUCAUCAAAGAACUUGUGCCUUCCGUGCGAGUGGCCAACGAAAGUCGUGAGCUACUGCUUAAUUGCUGUUCAGAAUUUAUCCACCUCAUAAGCUCUGAGGCCAAUGAAGUCUGCAAUUUGCGUAAUAAAAAAACUAUAAAUGCAGAACAUGUCCUAGAGGCUUUGGAUCGUUUGGGAUUUCGCGACUAUAAACAGGAAGCCGAGGCCGUUCUCAAUGAUUGCAAAGAAGUUGCUGCUAAGAGACGCAGACAAAGCACACGUUUGGAAAAUUUGGGCAUUCCAGAGGAAGAAUUGUUAAGACAACAACAGGAGCUGUUUGAAAAAGCACGCGAAGAACAGGCACAAGAGGAGCAACAACAGUGGAUUAGCAUGCAAGCAUCGGCGAUACAGCAGAGUGCCAGACAAAUGCGUGCAGCAGGGGCAGAAGAAGAUGAUGAAGACGAUGACGAAUAUUAAUAACCCAUAAUUAUAAUAAAUAAGGAUGUAAUUUUAAGAUUUUUUAGAAUAUAAUUAUUUUUGAAUUGAAAUAAUUUAUUUUGUAAACUUCGAAUAAAACUAUGUAUGUGUAGUAUAUUCGAUUACCAAAAAUAAAACAUUUGUAUAUAAUCGAA